Molecule: messenger RNA, 1020 nt
Organism: Jaculus jaculus (lesser Egyptian jerboa)
Lineage: Eukaryota; Metazoa; Chordata; Mammalia; Rodentia; Dipodidae
Product: olfactory receptor 14C36-like
Exons: 2
Coding region: 1-1020 (339 amino acids)
Biological process (GO): G protein-coupled receptor signaling pathway
Cellular component (GO): membrane
Molecular function (GO): odorant binding; olfactory receptor activity; G protein-coupled receptor activity
Source: RefSeq, a predicted model, not a curated record
AUGGUCCACAUUCUGACACUGCAGUAUCCUUUUCAGAAGGUGGCAUCACGGUUUCUGCAGAUCGAUCAGCAUUUUCAAAACAUAGCCAAUUCUACUCAGGUGACUGCGUUUCUCCUGCAGUUUUUUGCUGAGUCAUGGGAGCUCAGGCUCCUGCUCAGCAUGUUGCUCCUGCUGAUAUACCUGGCCACUAUGCUGGGAAACCUCCUCAUCAUCCUGGCCACCACCCUGGAUCAGAACCUGCACACGCCCAUGUACUUCUUCCUCAGGAAUCUGUCCAUCUUAGACAUGUGCUACAUUUCUGUCACUGUCCCCAAUGCCUGUGUCAACUCUCUCACUGACAACAGGGUCAUCUCUAUGUCAGGUUGUGCAACCCAGAUCUUUAUGUUCUUUUUUUGUGUAUGUGUGGAGAUUCUGUUUCUCACUGUAAUGGCUCACGACCGCUAUGUGGCCAUCUGCCAGCCCCUCCUCUACCCUGUGAUCAUGAGUCACCAAUUCAGUGUUCAGAUGACACUGGCUUCUGUACUUGGCAGUCUUGUCGUUGCAAGUGCACACACGAGCAGGACAUUCCAACUGUCCUUCUGUCAGUCUAACGUGGUCCCUCAGUUCUUCUGUGACAUCCCCUCUCUUUUGAAGCUCUCCUGCUCAGACACUUUUAGCAACAGACUCUUACUUCUUCUUACAGCCAUAGUAAUUAGUGGCAGCUGUUUUUUGUUCAUUGUCAUAUCAUAUAUUUACAUAUUUUCUACUGUGUUGAAAUUUCCAGUCAAAGAAGAGCGAGGAAAGGCCUUUUCCACCUGUGUCCCUCACAUUGCUGUGGUGUCUAUGUUUCUUAGUUCUGGUGCCUAUGUGUAUCUGAAACCUCCAGGAGUCUCUGAAGUGGUUCAGGACAUGGUUCUUUCUGUAUUUUAUGCCAUUGUUCCUCCAUUCUUAAAUCCUAUCAUCUAUAGUUUUAGGAACAAACAGAUAAAGGAAGUUGUGAGGAAAAUAAUGCUAAAAAGGUUACCUUUAAGAAAGUUAUAA